AUGACCGUGAACAUGGACUACUUCGCUAUCAACGCCAUACAGGCCAUCUCAUCCCGCAUCGUGAACGCUGUAACGUCCAACCCGACAGUUUACCUCAUCUACGCCAUUCUCACGACGACAUUGACCCUAUUUCUCUGGACGAAAACAAGGAGACGGACAAACGGCCUACCUCUGCCGCCUCAACCGCCCUCGAAGCCUAUUCUGGGCCACUUGACGGAUUUAAUCAGGGAAAAUCAAGCGCGGCGAUGGCAUUUGAAGUUGGAAGGUUGGGCAAGAGAGUAUGGUGCUAUAUUCGGAGUAAGGACUGGGUAUAUUGUUGAUUACUACAUCAACUCUGAUGUUUUGGUCAAGAAUCAGAGGAAGGUCAUUCAGCAGCUUCUCACGAGUCCCCAGCAAGCGGGGAAGAUUGUGCCGUUUCUAGAAUACGAGACAAUGCGGUUCCUUCGCGAUAAUGUCCUUGAACCAUCAGGCGGACUUUCGGGGCUUCAGCUCUUGAGAGGUAUUGAGCGGUAUACGUAUAGCGCAUUCGCGAUGGUUAUUAUGGGCAUGGAUGUGCCUGACGCAGAUGACUCGGUCAUCGACUUUCUUCAAGAAUCGGAAUACCAGAUCAUAAAUACCUUCCCUGGCACCAACAUUAUCGAUCUCGCCCCUUCUUUGGGGAAGUUGCCCCUCUUCCUCAAGCCCUGGGAGAGACAUGGACGCGCAAGAUACAGACGCGACCUCUCAUGGGGGAUGAAACGAGUCAAGAUUGUCGAAGAGGCAAUAGCAAGAGGAGAUUCCUCAUUCGAAGAGACUUUCUUGGGUUCUGCUUUGGCCGAUGAGAAUCUCAAGGGUAUGUCUUGUAAGGAGGAGCUUGCGAUUUUGAGCUCUGCUUUGAUUGUUGCUUCUGCGGAUACUAGCCGAAUGACGACAUGGUCGUUCGUCGAGGCCAUGUUGCAGUUUCCCGAAGCUCAAGCCCGAGCACAAGCUGAAAUCGAUAAGGUCGUUGGUGAUAGACCACCAACAUACGAAGACUACGCGCGAAUUCCAUACAUCCGCAUGCUCCUCAAGGAAGUAUGGCGGUGGAGGCCGCCGGUGGCGCUGGGACAUCCUCACAUCACCUCGCGCGAGGUGGAGGUUGGGGGGUACAGGCUUCCCAAGGGGGCACGAAUUCACCUUAACGCAUAUGCGAUUAGUCGAGAUCCCGCGAGACACGAAGAUCCUGAUCGGUUUUGGCCAGAGAGGUUUGAGAAUGACGGGACCACUACGAUGGAAAGCAUCAACGCGCAGGACCCGACAAAGAGAGACCACUUUGCCUUCGGCGCCGGUCGUCGCGUUUGUCCCGGAUACACCGUUGCAGAACGUUCCGCCGUCGUAACAAUGAUGCGUAUCCUCUGGGCAUUCAAAAUCUUGCCUGCCGAGGGAGCCAAGACGCCGUUAGAAUUUGCUGAUUACGCUGAUUCAUUGCCUGGGAACCCGGGAAAGAAUAUGCCUGUGAGAUUCCAAUGCCGGAGUGAGGAGAGGAAGCGCGUGAUUCUCAAGGCUUUCGAGGAGAUGGAGAGUGGAAGGAGCAAGAAGUACCUCAAUCGGCUCCUCCAACCGGACAAAAUGAAGUUCUCCAUAGCAGCUCCUGUCCUCCCCUUCAUGACCGGCGUCACCGCCGACUCCGCGGCUGACGACGCCCUCCUCGCCCAGCGACAAAUCUACCCCGCCUGCGCGACAUGCAACAACGGGCGCGAGUCUCCUUUCCCUAUCGAAGCGAACUGGAGCGGGUACGCUCUUUGCUGCAACAACUUUGGACCCAACCCUCCUAUACGAUGA
Molecule: messenger RNA, 1800 nt
Organism: Colletotrichum paranaense
Lineage: Eukaryota; Fungi; Ascomycota; Sordariomycetes; Glomerellales; Glomerellaceae
Exons: 13
Coding region: 1-1800 (599 amino acids)
Molecular function (GO): iron ion binding; monooxygenase activity; heme binding
Source: RefSeq, a predicted model, not a curated record